AUGGUGGAGAAUGGCACACGGGAAUCCAAUUUCCUGCCUCAGGAUUCCAAAUUGCUGGAAAACUAUCGUUCGCUGGUCCUUUUGCUGCAUCAGAAAGAUCUCGAAAUCCAAGGAUUGAAGAAUGCUGCCCAAAAGUAUCCGGCUGACCGACUGAGUUACAUUUUACAGGAAAUUGUGAAGUCAAAACAUAAAGGACUGGGGAAGAAGAGCCCUAAUGAAGAAGUCCUUCAAAAAGAAGUAGAUCAAUUGAACGCUGACCUGAAAGCUGUUAAGGAGGAUUAUGUACAGGAGAUAGAAGAUCUGAAAAAUGAACUCGCAAACUUGAAAUUGCACAUCAAGAAUUUGAGGCAGAAAAUAAAGACCCUGGGAGUAAAAUUAGAUGAUGAAAAUGAUACCGGAUCUGACAUUUCUCUGGCUGAAGAGAGGCAAUUAACAUGUGAGAGCUUUGAGCUGUGGUCGGAGGCAGAAGAGAAGAUCUUAACAGACCCAAGUCAAAUAAGGCUUAGGAGAAUUCCAAAACACACCAGCUUUGUGGACACCUUUCCUAAGAUUCAAGAUGAUUCCUUUAUCAGUGAAGAAAGAGAAGAAUUUAUCAGCAGAAUAACUUUUGAUGACUCGCCACCCAUUGCUGGUGCUUUAGGAGAGGAGUCACCAGAGAGCUCAGUAAUAGAGAGCAAACCUUCUGAACUAUCCUCGCAAGCUAUCCUCACUUCUUUGAAAUCAGGUUUUGCCUUAUCUGAGAGCAAGAUGGCAGAAUCUUCUUCCAGCCUACCUUCUUUGGAGGACAAAGGACCAGAAAAAAAAGAUUUGGUUUCCGCGCUGUAUCCUUCUAAGCUCACUCAGCUUGGUCUUUCUCUUGGACGGCUGUCAGAGGAGGAACUAUGUCCCCACUUGAUACACUCUCCCUUUCUACAGGAAUGCAAGAGAUGCCAUGCUGAAACCAGCUCUCUAAGGAUCAUCAGUGUGCAUCACAAAGGCAAAUUUAUCAGAAUCUUCAACUGCUUAUUGACUAAAGAGGUUGAUCUAAGUGGCUACGUCAUCCAGCAGUGGGUUGGAGGCUAUCCAGUCUCUAUCUAUCAUUUCCCAAAGAAUGUUAUUCUGCCUGCCCAGCACCACAUCACUGUUUGGGCUGCAGGGGCCAACUUGGCUCAUGAACCACCUUCAUUUUCCACCACAAAGUUUUUCAGAGCAGGGCCUGAGUGCCUUACCACUCUUUGUGAUCGUAAUGGCCAGAUGGUGUCACAAUACGUAAAUCCUCACCGAUUUACAGCAGCAGCAGCAGCUUACAGUGAUAACGUGGAACUUUCCAUUGACAAGUUUCCCCUUUGGGAUGGCAGAGAAGAAAUGAAUGAAGUCUUGUACUCCAAGAUUUCAUUCCGCCCAAGGAACUCGAAACAACUUUCCAUAGAUUCAUUACCAAGUUUCAAUAUGUGGUGUGAUCGGUCUGUCGGAAACAAGAGGGAAACAAAUGGGGAAUCAGAUAAAGAAAGCUCUUCAGACACUGAAGAAGAUUUUUCAGUCAUGGUUUUUAGUCAUGGAAACCGGCACAUCAGGAAUCACUAACGAGAAUAUUCAAAACAACACUCAACACAACAAUUCCCACAGUGUCUCUGAUAGGAAUAGUGUGCACUUGAAAUAUGGUUUCUAACUAUAUGAUGUCUCUUCCUGCUACAACUGAUCUGCAUCUAAGAAGAUCCUGCAAUGCUAAUAGCAAGCUAAUGAAUAGGAGUGAAGAUGAGUGUGUAGAUUCUUCAAAUAUAAAGCAGGCGUCAUAAUUUGUCUGACAAGGUACACUUACUUUUGUGAGUUGCACUUCCAAUUCUGAGGCAAGUACAGUAUUAAUAUGUGUUUAGCUACUUUGGAAGGAAGAAUCGUCUUACAAAUUAUGAGAAGUGUUUUAGCAUGAGAACGGAAGAAGUAUCCCAAUUCAUUGUGAACAGGUUCUCUCGCUGCUGAUCAACCAAAAUGGUGAAGGGUUGAGCUGAAGGAAGGAAUGCCCCUGCUAAACCGAGAAGUUGGCAAAUAAUUUGGCGUCUAAUAAGGGUCAGAUUCUCCAUCUGUGAUUGAUGGCUUCUCCCCACAGCUUCUUCCCAGAAAAUAUUUUUUUCAUAUAUCACUUUUCUAACAACCAAAUUUAGCAAAGAAAAGAAAAAGAAAGAAAAUGGGAAGGUCCUUAAGGAAGGUCUGGAAUUUGGCACCUUUCCCCUUAGUGCUUUUUCACAAUUAAUAUGAGAGAAGUCAACUUUUUUUGCAUUGGUAAAGAAGAAUUGGCAGUUCUACAGUAUGUUUAAACAUAAAAAAAAAAGAAUGCAAUCUAAUGAAAGCCACUUUUUUUUCCAAUCAAGCCCUAACUUUUUAAUCAUAACUGAAAUUCUGCAUUUCCCUAUGCAUAAUGAUAUGAGCAAAUGAAUGGGUUACUACUUGAUAGGUUUAUUCAUUAUCUUCAUAUAAGACUGGAAAUAACAUUGAAUAUUCUCUGGGUUGGAUUCAGUUACUUAGGGAAAACACACAGCAAUUCAAGGGUUUUGAGAUUGGUUGGAGUCUCCUUGAUUUCAGUAUAUAAAUCUGAAUCCAACUUACAAAAUAUUUUUGCUAUAUAAAGUUCUUUAUAGAGAUACUGUAUAUGAACAUAUCAAAGGUUAAAUUGCUUCCUUUCUCAUAUUCUGAGUAUGUAGAAAAGGCAGACUUUCAAUACUACAGAAACUGGAUUGAAGAAGAAAAUUAAUUUAUAGGAUAUACCUAUUCUUAAGGCUGAUGUUCCCACAUAUAUUUUAUGAACUUGGGUACAGGUUUCCUAUAAACCUAUAUUCCAGAUAUGGAAUUCAGCAGAAUUCCACUAUGGCUUGAAUGGAAGCACAGUUUUGGAGGAUCUAAGCCUUUUCAUGGUUUACAAAUAUUUAAAAGCUUCAACAUAAGAACGUACUGAAGAUUUUAUGUAAACAUCAUUGAUAUCAUUAUGCAUUUUUAAAAAAUCUGAACAAAAACGGAUAGCUUAUAGCUUGAAUUGUUGCAUAAUUUAUAUCUUUGUAAACCUCACUCCAAAAUUAUCUACUAUUAAUUUUGAAAACUACAAUACAAUACUUGGUUUCAAAAUAGUCACAAUAAUAAUUACCCAUACAUACUUGAGCUCCGAUUCACA
Molecule: messenger RNA, 3139 nt
Organism: Ahaetulla prasina
Lineage: Eukaryota; Metazoa; Chordata; Lepidosauria; Squamata; Colubridae
Gene: LMNTD2
Product: lamin tail domain containing 2
Exons: 14
Coding region: 1-1563 (520 amino acids)
Biological process (GO): chromatin organization
Cellular component (GO): lamin filament
Molecular function (GO): structural constituent of chromatin
Source: RefSeq, a predicted model, not a curated record